Meleagris gallopavo (turkey) is the source of this 770-nucleotide messenger RNA. NCBI's taxonomy places the organism in Eukaryota, Metazoa, Chordata, Aves, Galliformes, Phasianidae. The record is from RefSeq and is a predicted model, not a curated record.
UCUUUUAUGCUUUCUUUUUUCUUCCUUCCCUUUGGAAGUCCAAGUGUUUAUUUGCAUGCAAGAUUUAUGAGGAGUCAAAGAUGAACUUGGAGCAGGAGAGGCCUUUUGUCUGCAGUGCCCCAGGCUGCUCACAGCGUUUUCCAACAGAGGAUCAUCUGAUGAUUCACAGGCACAAACAUGAAAUGACUUUGAAGUUUCCUUCAAUAAAAACAGAUAAUAUGUUAUCAGAUCAGACUCCUACACCGACACGCUUUCUGAAGAACUGUGAGGAAGUGGGCCUCUUCAACGACAUCGACUGUUCCUUAGAGCACGAGUUUAGGAAGGCACAAGAAGAAGAAAACAACAAAAGGAAUAUCUCCAUGCAUAACGCAGUUGGAGGAGCAAUGGCAGGACCUGGAUCUCACCAGCUGACAAAUACAAGGAUGCCGAACCAUGACACCAGUGUUGUGAUUCAACAAGCCAUGCCAUCUCCACAGUCCAGUUCUGUCAUUACACAAGCACCUUCCACAAAUCGACAGAUUGGGGCCAUGGUGAUUAAAAUCUCCAGAGUUGGAAGGAUUGAGGAUAAAAAGGUCUGUUUCCUAGUCACUGGUGAGUGUCUCGUUUGGGAAACUUUUGUCAUGACAUAUCUUAAUUCUCCAUGUGACUGAUUCCCACAAAUGUUUCCAAACUCUGAGUCUAAAGCUGCUCUAUUAGGAGACAGUGGUCAGUGUUUAGUCUCUGUGUGAGCUGGUGUGUGAAUGAGACUUACAGUAUGACCUCCAGCACAC